AUUUAUUUAUUUUUAAUCAAUAUCUAACUGAUAACAAUAUCUUGAUAUCUCAUUAGUCAUUAGCCGUGGACGGGACGUUGGGACACUUCUGAACUGGAUCUUCGCCGAUUCCUCGGUCCGUGGUGGCGCGGUGUGAGGACAAAUGACAACUAUCAUUUUAGAUUUAGCAUUUUAAGGGUUUAGGCUUUAAUAGUCAACGUGAAAUGACUGACGUACUGUCAAUAAUUUUUUUCUACCGGAUAAUUAUUCAUAAGUAUUUUCUGCGUUCAACGUAACUGUAAUUAUUAAUUAGUCAUUCAACUAUGACUAACCAUACAUCUACAAUUAGUAUAAUAUUGUUUAUGCCAUAAAUUCAAUUUUACAUUCUUAUUAUUGAAUUUAAGUUUAGUUAGAUUUUCAAACGAAUAAUCAAGUCAAUUAAUUGUCAGUGUUUACACAUUCACUGGUUUCAAUGCCAUGCACGCCACACUUAAGGUCAAAUGAGGUAGUAAGGUUUACUUCCUAAUUAUGUAAAAAACAGUUAUGCACUAUAUUGAAUCACUUAACUUUGAUUAGUGAAAGAGGAAUGAUUAAUUUUUAAAAUGAUGUAUAAUUAAAUUUAGGAAUAUAAUAUUGAAACAAAUUAUAAGAAAAAUAAAUAGUUAUAUUAUUUUGCUUUUUAAUUUACAGGACAAAGUUUUCUUUAGUUUUAUCCUUUCUAUUUUAAUUGUUUUAACAAUAUGGAUGAUGAUGAUAAAAAAGGUUGUAUGCACAGAGACCAAGAGGGAUAUCGACCCGAAUUUCGCUACAGCCGAGUCAUGGGCAAGAUGAGCGGGUCAGUGGUGAUCAACGUGAAGCGGCCGGUAUACCAGCUGGACGACCUGGACGACGGCAGCCCGAUCGUGGACCUGGAGGCGACCGGCAAGCGGAAAAAAGUGUCCAAGCUGAAGUGGUCGGACGCUAAAACCGUGAUGCCGGCAAUCGACUGGCUGUUCACCAACUACAACUGGUCCGAGGAUUUCUUCAAGGACUUCGUGGCCGGGUUCACGGUGGCCGUGCUGAACAUACCGCAGGGCAUGGCGUACGCCAUGCUCGGCAACGUGGACCCGACCGUCGGCCUGUACAUGGCCAUCAUGCCGGUGAUCGUUUACAGCCUGCUGGGCACGUCCAGGCACGUUUCGAUGGGAUCGUUUUCGGUGGUCUGCCUGAUGACCGGCAAAGUGGUGAACACGUACGCCAACGCCAACAACGCCAACUACAUCAACGGCAACCCGGACGCGGAUCCCACGGCCGGCGCGAUGAUCGACCCGGCGGUGUCGCUGCAGCCGCACGACGCGGCCGGCGUGUACACGGCCAUCGAGGUGGCCACGGCCGUCACCCUGAUGGUCGGCCUCAUACAGAUACUCAUGUACGUGUUCCGGCUGGGCGUCGUGUGCACGAUACUGUCCGAGACGCUGGUCAGCGGGUUCACGGCCGGCGCGGCCGUCCACGUGGUCACGUCCCAGAUGAAGGAGUUGCUGGGCGUCAAGAUCGAGAACCACAACGGGCUGUUCCAGAUCGUGCUCACCUACUACGACAUCGUCAAUCGCAUCCGGGACGUCAACUUCGCCACCAUCACCGUGUCCGUCGUCACCACCGUCCUGCUGUUGUCCUACAACUUGCACCUGAAAGCCUACAUCAACAAGAAGCUGUUCAUGCCCGUGCCCAUCGAGCUCAUCACCAUCGUCAUCGGCACUGCGCUCUUUCAGUUCACCACGAUCUCGGAAGACUAUCAAAUCAAACUGAUUGGCGAAAUCGAGAGCGGAUUGCCCGACUUCAAACCGCCGCCGGUGAACUUACUGAUGAGCGUGAUCACCGAGAGCGUGAUAAUCGCUAUCGUCGCGUACUCGAUCACCAUGUCCAUGGCGCUGUUGUUCUCGGAGAAGCUCAAGUACUCGAUCGACACCAACCAAGAGCUACUGGCCCAGGGCGUGGGCAACGUGUUCGGUUCGUUCUUCUCGUGCCUGCCGUUCGCCGCGUCGCUGUCGCGCAGCGCCACCCAGCAGACGGUCGGCGGCCGCACCCAGAUGGCCAGCAUCGUGUCGGCCGGCCUCCUGGUGGCCGUCGUCCUGUGGAUCGGCCACCUGUUCCAGCCGCUGCCCAGGUGCGUGUUGGCCAGCAUCACCAUCGUCGCGCUCAAGGACAUACUGCUGCAAGUCACCGACGUGGUGCGCGUGUGGCGGACGUCCAAGGCGGACGCGGCCAUCUGGAUCGCCACUUACUGCACGGUGGUGCUGGUCGAGAUCGACGUGGGGCUGUUGGCCGGCGUGCUCGUGUCGCUGUUCUUCGUGUUCAGCCGAGGGAUCGGCACCGGCGUGGUGGUGUUGGGCCGCGUCCCGGACACCGACCUGUACGUAGACAUGGACAGGUACCGGCGGGCGGUCGAGGUGCCCCGCGUCCGGAUCGUCCACUACUCCGGCAGUCUGAACGUGACCAACCGCAACUCGUUCCGGGACAAGGUGCACGCCGCGGUCAGCCGGUACGACGGGCAGCUGGCCCCGAUCACCAUAUCGAUAAACAGCGGCAAGGAGACCGUGGUCCGGGCCCAGUGCGUCGUGUUCGACCUGUCCGGCAUGCACUACGUGGACAGUUCCGGGCUGACCAUGUUCGCCCGUCUGGUCGACCAGCUCAACGAGGCCGGCCUGCUCGUGUACGUGGCCGCCGUGUCGGGCAACGUGUACGACUGCAUGAGGGCCCGGCAACUGGGCACCGUCCUGUUCUUCCCGACCGUACACGACGCCGUCGAGUUCUACAACAACUUGGAAGAGCUGAGAGCGUGAUGACCGCCGUCCGAGCUCGCUAAAACCGUUUCCCACUCCGGUCUGUGUCUACGUGUAUAUUACUGUGUAAUAAUAUUUUUUCGAAAACGUCGUACGCGCGCGGGUUUAAGUCCGUCGGCCUCUGUCGUAAUAGCCGAUGGUAAAAAAAAAAAAAAAAACCAAACUAUAAAAACCCAAAAACUUAUUUUCAAUCGAUCCGUUAGGCGCUCGAAUGAAAUAUAUCUCAAAACCGCGUCCGAACGCAGUAGGACAAACCACGCCUGUUUUUUUAUUAAUAAUACAAAAUCAUACAAAAACAUCACGCUAUAUAUCUUAGAUUUAGGUGUGCAUUAGAUAUUCGGUCCGGACUCUCGAGUGCAGUUUUAUAAUAUUCCUCUUUCGCACCUCCCCCGUCGCCCGUUUCACCAAACCGGCCGGACAAAAUGUCGGAUAAGCGCAGUAGUUCCUAAAAUGGUAUAGACGAGCGAAGUUUAAUAUUAGGUAUAUUAUACGUACCCACGUAAAUAGAACACCUUUAAAAUGUCAUUUUAAAUUAAUAAAUCGACCAAAAUACAAAGUUUACGUGUUCGGUGAUUUAAUUAUCGUAUGUUGAAUAAUACUCAUUAUUUAAAUUAAAAUAUAACAAUAUUGUACUAUCGAUUCGGUCCGUGUACAAACAGUGAUCUCCAGAAAAAUUAAGCAUUUGUAUAUACUGUUAUGAUCGUCGAUUAACGAUCCGUUUGACGUCCGAUUUGUGAUUCAAAUUUAUCGCAAUAACUAUCGGUUUGGUCGGUCAGACAUAAUAUUAUUAUUGUUAUCGUCUUGGUUAUGGCGUGACCCGACCCAACCAUAUAGAUUUUUUAGUCAACAUUUCAAUACCCCACCUUAAUCACUAUAGUACCUAAAUAUAAUAUAAUAUACAUAAUACAUAUACCUAUAUAUAGUUGAUUUCAAGAUUUGAUUUGAUUUUCUUGUUUAAAAAUGCCCGUAAUUUUAUUUGUUUCGGUGUUAAAAGAAUACGGUCUUCUGUACCAUCCUGCCCAGUAUAGUUUUAUACGACCACCAGUGUUUAGAGCCGUCUUGAAUUUGUUCCUAGAUAAACUUAUUUACCGCAAAAUACUAUCAAAGUUUUAGUCUCUAUGGCGUUGUUUUCGUGAUAUUAUAACUUUUUUAUAGUACCUAAAAAAUUAAUAGCGAGGCAUUAUGAAACAAUACAACAACAGUCAUAACAAUUGAUAUUAAUUACCAUCGUCAAAUGAUAUCAAUUUUUUUUUUUAAUCUUAGAUAUUUUAUAUUACGUAACGUAUGUUUUUCAUGUUUACGUAAACAUAUUUUUUUUUUUAUUGAUUUCGCUCAAGUCUAGGUGGCCAAUCACGACCCAGUUGGUUAAUUAAUCGAUAAUUUAUUAAAUUGUUAAUUAUUAGAUAUAAUUAUAUUAGUAUUUCGUGUUGGUUACCUGUUCUAUGGGAUUUUUGUUUAUGUAGGCAUUGUGAAACAUUCGUAAAAACCACUAAUCAUCUCCUCGACAAUAAACCGCGGGCUGUACCCCAGCGUGACGUAUAGUGCAUACUUCAGUUGUCUACCUGCUGCACGUGUAACACUUUGGUAUAUUUGUAAUAAAUGUGUUGAUUUAAUCCUGAUAAACGAUGAUAGCUUACCAUUACUCACUCUCAGUGAAGUAUCGUCAUCGCGUGUCGCGAAACAUUUAAUUGGGAAUGGAUUGGAACAUAAAAGCCGCGGGUUUGUGUUUUGUAUGGCGCAGUUGAUUUUUUAACACCAUCUCUGUACAGCCGAUCUUGACACCUUUUUAGAAAUAAUCAAAAUCAAAUCAAAAUUCAGUGUGUUCUUCGAACAAUAAUUUAAAACAAUUAAAAAUAAUACAUUGAAAUCUACACCCUCAUCAUAUUAUAUCUCCAUACAUUCAAUACCACGGAGUAUUGGUGAUAGUAAAAUAUAUUAUAUUAACUUUUUCGUGAGAAAAUAUUAUAUAGUUAUUAAUCGAAUUUAAUUCUAAUGUGAUAUAAUAUAAUAUAGGUAUAUAAAUGUUAUACAAAUCUACUUAUAUUAUUUUUAAUGAACAUAUUAUUAUUAGUAAAAUAUUAAAAUGUUCUUAAAUAGUAUUUAACGUGCAUAAAAAUAUUUUUAUAUUUUAUGUAAAGAAUAUAAUAUUAUAUUAUUUAAUAAAAUUGUUAUUUUUAUACAUAAUGAAAACAAAAUAAUUUUUGUUGUAAUUUCGUGAAAGUACUCACAUUUUCUCAAUAUAUAUGUUUAUUUAUUUACAUCUAAUCGAUAUUAUUGUAAUGUAUUUAUUUUUUAUUCUCGAUACAUUACAAAGUUUAGACACAGGUGGGGGGCAUUGUUUAACUAUACUCGUGUUAUAUUAUUGGUAUAGUUAUUGAUAUUGUAUAUGCGGUUACCAAUUUUUUUUUCAGAUAAUAAGUUGAUGGAUUAAAUUUUUUCCGUUAGUGGUUAUAUUAAUUUAAAUGGCAAUUAAUUAUUACGUUGUAUAUUAUAUACUUAUAAUUUACUAUGUAUUAUACUUUUAUACUUUGUUGGUUUUCUAAUCAUUCCAUUGUGAUUUAGUAUUUAUCGUUAUUUUUAUCGUGUAUUUUAUAAAUGUUAUAUUAUUUUACAAUACAAAUAUUAUUACGUAGGUAUAUUAUGAAAUUAUAAAUAUUUUUACAUUAUACGUAUUAUGUUACGGUCCGUUCCAACAGGGUUGGUUGCAUAGUUGUGCACGUGUGCUGUGUUAAUAUAAAGAUUUGGACAAUUAAGGCAGUUUACGCGUAUACCGAAAGUAUAUGUUACUAUUAUGAUACUGUACAUAUUUAACGUUUUUAUUUUGAAAAAUUGUUUUUAAUUAUAAUAAUAACGUAUCCUGUCGGUGAGUAAAUGUUUUUUGUCCGGCAAUAUAAUAUAUUGUUGAAAAUCAUAAUAUUAUUAUGAAGUAUAGUUUUAAUAUGCAUAUAUUGUUUUUUUUUUCGUUAAACCGACCAAAGUUACCACCAAAACGAUUUACCAGCGUAUAUGUGAUUAGGUACACGAUGCAUUAUUGUGUAAUUAGUUUAGUAUAUUGUAAAUUGAUGUUCGAUGUUAUAACGUGUUUGUUUUUUACAUUAAACGUCCGCGUAUCUCUAUAUAUUGACAACAACAUACGCGCAAUAAGUCUGUGUUAAUAGUAUUUCGUCCUAGUCUCUAGAUCAAAAUUAUUGUUUAAAUGUUUUACUACCAAAUAUAUUUUAUACUAUGUUAUUAAAUUCAAUAGCGUGUACUUAUCAUUAAAUAUAUAUUAUUAUAUUAAAAAAAAAAAAAAAAGUUUUUACAUUUUUUUUUUUUUUUUUGCUACCAAUUAUUAUAAUUAUAAAUACCUACAUAUGUAAUACCUAUGUAUAAUAUAUUAUUUAUCUUGAGAAAUAAAAUACCUAUUUUUAA
This is a messenger RNA of Aphis gossypii (cotton aphid), 6209 nucleotides long. RefSeq names its product prestin (gene Prestin). Bases 720 to 2798 code for a protein of 692 amino acids. NCBI's taxonomy places the organism in Eukaryota, Metazoa, Arthropoda, Insecta, Hemiptera, Aphididae. Gene Ontology annotation, molecular function: sulfate transmembrane transporter activity; oxalate transmembrane transporter activity; chloride transmembrane transporter activity. Gene Ontology annotation, cellular component: membrane. The transcript has 5 exons. Gene Ontology annotation, biological process: transmembrane transport. The record is from RefSeq and is a predicted model, not a curated record.